AUGAUGAUCUAUCACGAUUCUGGCGGUUUGUUAACGAUCUUAAUCACCAUAUUUGAUCUACAGUCUAUAGCUGCCAUUAUUCUAUCUGGAGCGCCAAAUUCAUAUGCAAGAUAUCCGAAAUGGGCACAUUCGUUCGAAAAUUCGCUAUCAUUCGAAUUUAAGACCAAGCAAUCGCAUGGUCUUUUAUUAUAUACAGAUGAUGGAGGCGUGAAUGGAAAUUUCUACUCAAUUAGUAUAUCGGAUGGACGAGUUCAACUAGAUUUUCGGUUGGGCGACAAUGCAAACGAUUUUGGUGCUCGUAGGGCAGUAAAUACAAUACGAAUAGAAGAGAUUCGAGUAGAUGACGAUCGCUGGCAUUCGUUGGCACUCUUCCAGUCUUGGGAAAAUGUCAAAAUGGAACUUGAUGCCUCGCUGGUGUUUAAAAUUCUCAAUCAAAGAAGUUUUAUUUUUGGGAACAUCCUCAAAAAUUCAGAUGUGUUCGUCGGUGGAGUGCCUCAGGACACUCAUCUCUUAUCAGUAAUGAGCUCUCCAUUGAGAAGAUAUGCACGACAUCUAGCUGGUAAUAUACGAAAUCUCGUCUAUCGAUUGUAUCCUCAAGGAGUGACUUCACCGCAAUUACUGGAUAUACACGGGUCUAGACAUAACGAAGAUGACUACUGCCGACCAUCAGGGUUUGCUGCACGAGAGCAAUUUGUCUGUAAAAACGGUGGAGAAUGUUACAGUACGAAUGAGGGACCGAAAUGUGAUUGUUCAUUGAGUGAUUAUGAGGGGAAGCAAUGCGAAGUUGAGAAAAUGGACGCCGAACUUACCUUUUCUGGUCAGGAAUGGGUAGGUUACGAUGUUUCCGAAACUUCUGCUGGUCCAUUAAAAACAAAAGCGGAAAACUUCUCUUUGUCAUUCAAAACCGUACAUGGCAACUCGAUGUUGUUUUACGCUGGCGAUGAAAAGAGCUACAUGCAGUUAUAUCUGGAAGAUGGUGCGCUCAUUGCUAGCUCAAAAUUCGCUGGCUCUGCUCCUCGACUCGUCAGAAUUUUUAACGAAAUGCCCCGGGCGAGGUUUGACGACGAUUCAUGGCAUGCUGUAUCCAUGCAACGAUCGUUGCAGAUGUUAACAUUGACGGUAGAUGGAAGGACGGACGAAAUAAGGCAAUAUGCUCCGGAACUCGACUGGAUUGGUCAUUCAUUCGCUUACCUUGGGGCCAUCCCUUUGGAUAAACAUGUACCUGGAUUGACAAAGAGUGCAUUUCGAGGAUGUAUGAAGCAGGUUAAGUACGAUGCUGACGCACAAAGGCUACUAUUUAUCACCUUAGCCGAUCAAGGAUUUGGUGGCAGCAUCAUAAAAACAGGAGGUGAACUAUCCUUCUCCUGUAAAAGCCCCAGUCAACCUCCCGAUGUUCUAUCAUUUCAAACAAGCUUAUCAUUUCUUGCUCUACCGAAAUGGGGUGCAUUGGCCAGUGGCAGUUUGUCUUUUCAUUUCCGAACAACUGAGAAAGAUGGACUUAUACUUUUUCACGGUAAUCUUGGCAGUGAUGCUUCGGAUUAUGUAGCAUUCGAGCUGAUCGACGGUCAUCUUCAUAUGAUUAUCAAUCUUGGAAGCGGUGCCGUCAGAUUACAAACAACAGCUCGUCGAGUGACAGAGGGUAAUGGCUGGCAUUCUGUCCAUCUGGAACGUGUUGGUAGAACCGGAAGUGUUAUCGUAGACAGUAUGAAGACGGACUUCAAUACACCCGGCGUUUCAUCAAAUCUUAUCGUUGACGAUCCCAUUUUUCUUGGCUGGGUGCCAAAUACUACCGUAUCCUAUCCAUCUACGAUUUGGUCCAUUUCAUUGCGUAAAGGAUUCACUGGAUGCAUAAAGAACCUUCGCGUCAAUGGCAUAAGCGCAAGAAUUGCGACAGUUUUUGAGAAAUCCAAUGCUACAGGGAUUUCCAUUGGCUGUCCACCUUCACCAACUGAAAAUCCAUGCUCCAACAAUCCAUGCCAUAAUUUUGGACGUUGUGAACCCUUCCAAAACACUUUUACUUGUGAUUGUGCUGAAACAAACAAGGAGGGACCAACUUGCAAUAUUGAACCAACGGUCGUUGAGCUGACAGGCGAACGUUUCCUCCAUAUACUUCCGUAUACGUUGGAAUCAGAAGCUGAAACGAUCGAAAUUAGAUUUCGGACCGACUACUCGCGAGGAGUGUUACUGAGCACCAAAUCGAACUCAGCUCCAAAAAAUCAGCUUCUGGUUUACGUCAAUGAGAGCUCAUUAGGAGUUCUACUGAGGCACGAUGGUGGCGAACAUACUUUUCGUUGGGGUAAAGGAGUUUCCGAUAACCGCUGGCAUUUUAUGCGCUUGAAACGAAGAGGAGAGAAGAUCUUACUAUAUCUGGAUGGAAAAUGGCAGCAGAACAACUACCUACCCUCAUCGAUUCCCUUGAAAAUCGACGAAAUCUCUGGCGGUGUUGGAUUUCAAAGCGAAAAUGGAACUUUGGCAGAACCAUUUCGCGGUUCAGUAUCGAGAAUGAUGUUCAACGGGAUUGAUUUGCUCGAACGACUAAAGAAAGAAGGAAAAAUGAGCAAAGAAGGUAAAGGACAACGAAAUAUCAGGCCUAAGCACUCAUCCGUCUCUUUUACGAACACAACUGGUUAUGCAGUUUUGUCGCCAAGAAUAGCCUCAUCACUUACGGGUUCAUUACGUGUGUCUUUCAAAUUUCAAACUCUCAUUCGAAAUGCCUUAUUACUUGCCUCAUAUUCUGCCGAGAAGAACACCUCGUUAUUGAUCGAAUUAGUACAAGCUAGGAUACGAAUCACUUACAAAGCAAGAACUGGAGAAAUGGUGGUCAAGUCUCCUUUACUGCCAAGUCACCAACAUCUUAGCGAUAUGCGGUGGCACACUCUGCUUUUCUACCAGGAAGAACGCAGCUCACUCUAUAUGCUGCUCGUCGACAAUACUACAGUAGUGACCGAGAGCGAACUAGCGCCAGAACUCAGUGGCAUCGUCACUAUAGGAGGUGCUCCACCAUCAACUCCGCUGGUCCGAGGCGGUUUCCGCGGAUGUCUGGCUGGUGUGCGGCUCAACGAUCAAGCCAUCGAUGUUUAUGAUGAUUCUGAGGACAAGAAAGAUGUUGUUCGGGGAUGCUCAGGGCCGCUUGCUCGAUGUUCGCCCGGAGCAUGUUCGAAUAGGGGGCGAUGUAUACAGCAGUGGAAUUCAAUUCGAUGUGACUGUACCUUAACCGCCCAUGCUGGAGAUAGGUGUCAGGAAGCAGCAACCACAGCCUCUUUUGCUGCUCCAUCUUCGAUUUUCUUCGAAUAUCCCAUGGGCGAACGACCAUCGACAUCUCGAGAUUAUAUGCUUUUUGCCUUUCGUACCUCAAGACCUUCUGGAGUACUGUUAUCUGUCGAUUGUGCAGUAGAUCAAGAUUAUUUUACUGUCUAUUUGGAGGAGGGUUUUCUACAAAUAAAGUACAAUCUUGGCAGUCGAGAACAUCAUUUUGGGCAUUUUGCUCAUAAAGUCAACGAUAACAAAAAGCAUACUGUCAGAAUUCAUCGAGUAGAGACGAAUGUAACGUUGCAAAUCGAUGGUCGACCGCCGAUUCGAUACAGGCCAAAAGGAGCGGAUGACCUGGUAACUCUAAAUAUGCAAUGGAGAGUGUCGUUGGGUGCUGCUUUGAACUCUCGUCAUAUCGAAACCAAAAGAAUUUCUGCAAACAGAAGUCGACGACGGAAAUCGAUCAGGCUUGUCGACCCAUUUGAUGGAGAGAUCUCGGGAGUGAACUACAAUGGACAUAUGAUUCUAGAUCUACAUGCACAAGGAUCUCCUCGUGUGCAUAGCAUUGGUGACGUUCAUAUCUCACAUAUAGCAAAACCUAUAGAGUCACAAGAAGAAGACGUAAUGGAGGAUUACAUCGAGAACCCAUCAGAAGCUCUCAUCGAGUCCAUUGGCCCAGGUUGCCUCAGUCUUGAAGACCAGGAAAACUGCUAUAUUGAACCCGAGGAAACAGGUUUUUUCACACCGAUACUUCCAUCAGUUGCCACGGCACCGAGACGAGCUGUACAUUCGAAGGAAAAAUCCACUGCGGCGACGUUCAGCACAUUUCUAUCGGCUACGACCGCAAAACUGGCAAAACCUCGAACAACACCGCCUUUUACAGUGUAUGCUGUGCGCCCGACUACUCCGAUGGGGGAUUUAAUUACGACAACGAUGAAGGCUUCCGAAGCGGCGGAUUUCCCAAGAACAGCUCUAAUUAGCAUCGCUUCCGUGUCCGUCAUCAUGAUCAUAGCUGUCGUCGUCUUUUGCGUAUUUCGCUGUCGGCAGAGUCCACCACCCGGGGAUCACUAUCCGAUGGGUUACACAUCCAUUGCACCUGAGCUGUCACCUCCUCUCGGUUCCGAUCACGCAACGCAACCGCUGCUGGGACGGCCGGCCCCACAGAUGAACGGAAAUGGUUACCAGUCAAUGAAGGGUGCUAUAAUAACGAAUGGAAAUGGAAUGAAUGGUCAUGCAAAGAAUGGUGUUGGUGGAGGUGGUAAAAAAGAUUUCAAAGAGUGGUACGUCUAGGAGCCUAACCUUUGAAGUCCAAUGUCACUUUAUCCUGUGCUAUCUGCUCGUUUCAAUUCUUUCAUUGGAUUCAUUACUCAUCGGCAGCUACCGUAAUCUUAAUUAUUCUAGUCGUUGCCCCUCUCUAUGAGGCAAGUUGUUCUUUGCAAAGCUUUAAUGUGUACAGAAAUUGUGUUCUCUCACUCAUGUUUGCCACUUUUUCUUAUUUAUUGCACUCACGGGUAUAAUAUUCAGGAUUCCCUUGAUAAUCUCCAUAAUAUCAUUUUUGAUCUACUUCCUUAUCAUCUCGCCAUUUGUAUUCCACUUUUUAUCUUUCUUAUCUUUGUUUGUUCUGGAGAUCAAAAGUGCAUCUCCAUCCCAUAGGCUUUUGCUAAAUGUGAUCUCAUGGCCUGAUCUGCACAAUCAUUUCACCUGUUUUCUCUAUUUGUCUG
Molecule: messenger RNA, 4970 nt
Organism: Cylicocyclus nassatus
Lineage: Eukaryota; Metazoa; Nematoda; Chromadorea; Rhabditida; Strongylidae
Source: the annotation of a GenBank genome assembly